AUGGAGUACAUGAUCAACCAUUUUGAUGAUUUCUUUGUUAGAAUAACAGUAGCAUAUGAAGAUUUCUAAGACAAUACUCAAUCCUAAAGGUAUUGCAAAAGGUAUUCUAUUAUAUUGAAAUAGAGCAAAUAACAAUGCAAAUAAAUUGUAAUAAAUGUAAUGGAUGCAGAAAUAAGAUAUAAUUUUCUUUAUUUUGGUUCUAAAAUAUCAUUAAUAUUACUUUUAGAUUAACAUUUGUUUUGAAAAUAAAUAAAUAAUUUAUUGA
Paramecium pentaurelia is the source of this 265-nucleotide messenger RNA. The record is from the annotation of a GenBank genome assembly. NCBI's taxonomy places the organism in Eukaryota, Ciliophora, Oligohymenophorea, Peniculida, Parameciidae.